Molecule: messenger RNA, 861 nt
Organism: Cyphellophora attinorum
Lineage: Eukaryota; Fungi; Ascomycota; Eurotiomycetes; Chaetothyriales; Cyphellophoraceae
Product: putative endonuclease lcl3
Exons: 1
Coding region: 1-861 (286 amino acids)
Cellular component (GO): cytoplasm; mitochondrion
Source: RefSeq, a predicted model, not a curated record
AUGAGAAACCCCCUCGACUUCUUCCGUAGCUCAGCGCCGAAGGAGGAAGACCCAUCGACCAAUCCACCCAAAUCCCUCACUGAGCAGGCGGCCCAGGCAACUCAAGAAGCCGCCGAGCGUCUACAUCGUCAACUGACGACCACAGCCGAUGGCGUGAGCAAUAACAACGCCUUCGCGCAACCUGAGACCUACGUUGCCGCUGUAGUACUCACCACUGCAGCGCUCGUGCUCCGCCGCUUCUACAAGUCUCACCUUCGUCGAAUCCCACAGGCCACCGACAUCCCAGCCCGCUUCUUACGCUCCCGCUCCAUCUUCGGCCGUGUAGCCUCAGUCGGCGACGGCGACAACUUCCGUUUGUAUCACACGCCCGGCGGCUUGUUGACUGGCUGGGGCAUCCUCCCUUGGCGACGCGUACCCACCGCGAAGAAGGCGCUGCAGAAUCAGACUAUUCACGUGCGGCUAGCGGGCAUUGAUGCGCCUGAGCUGCCGCAUUUUGGCCGCCCCGAGCAGCCCUAUGCACAAGACGCGCUGAACUGGUUGACGGGGUACAUUGGGGAGAGGAGAGUCAGGGCAUAUGUGUACAAGCAGGAUCAGUAUUCGAGAGUCGUCGCAACCGUAUUCGUCCGCAAAUGGCUACUAAGGAGGGACGUGGGUCUGCAGAUGUUGCGGGAGGGGUUCGCUACUGUCUACGAAGCGAAUACGGGAGCUGAGUUUGGGACAAAGCAAACCGAGGAGAAAUAUCGGAAAGCAGAGCAGUGGGCGAAAUUCAGGCGGAAGGGGUUGUGGGCUGGGAGGAAGGAUGCUGGGUUCGAGACACCGGGCGAGUAUAAGAAGCGGUUUGGGAGUGGGAGUCCGGUGUAG